This is a messenger RNA of Naegleria gruberi, 1424 nucleotides long. RefSeq lists its product as uncharacterized. Gene Ontology annotation, cellular component: cytoplasm. NCBI's taxonomy places the organism in Eukaryota, Heterolobosea, Eutetramitea, Acrasida, Naegleriidae. The coding region runs from base 1 to 1335 and encodes 444 amino acids. The record is from RefSeq and is a predicted model, not a curated record. Gene Ontology annotation, molecular function: guanyl-nucleotide exchange factor activity. The transcript is spliced from 5 exons.
AUGUUAUCAAAAGCAGAUGCCGAUCAAAGAAUUUUAGAUUUUCCGAGCAGUAUUUUUAGUCAGGGUACAAUUUGGGUUUGUGGAAGAAAUGUUGAUGGACAAUUACUUACACCAUGUAAAGAUACAACUUUCCACUCAGUAUCAGAUAUUCUUCCUGUCGAAGUUUCUGAAAUAUUUCCAUAUGGUGAUAGUUUAAAGUGGAUUGGAGCUGGAGAUCAUUUUACAAUUCUCGUGACCAAAUCAAAUGUUGUCUAUGCUGCUGGACAAAAUACGAGUGGUCAGCUUGGAUUAGAUCACAACAAGGUUUUGACUGAAAAGGUUGUUCGAGUUCACUUUUUUGAUCACAAGAAUAUUGCAAGUAUUAGUUGUGGAGCUUAUUAUACGUUUUUUAUGGAGGAAAUUGGAGAUUCACAAAUUGUUUAUGUGUGUGGAAAGAAUAAUAGUGGACAAUUGGGAAUUACAUACAAUGAAGAUGAGGAUAAUUUGAUCUUUCCACCUCAUAACUUGAAUUUAUCAUUUAUUGAAAAUGAUAGAAUUGAAAAGAUUGUUUGUGGAUAUGAAACUACCUUGAUAUUAUGCAAGAGUGGAAAGCUUUAUGGUGCAGGAGCAAAUACCACCAAUCAAUUGGCUAGACCAUCAUCAGAUCCAUUACUACACAAAUCAGGAAGUUUUGAAUUAUGUAAUUUUGAAUCCUUAAUUUCCGAUCACGAAAAGAUCAUCGACGUUUCCUUGGGAACAAGUUAUGUUCUAAUUUUAACAGAUAUUGGCAAUGUGUACAGCAAUGUGAAUACAUCGUAUCCAUUUUUCAAGAGAAUUGGCUUGAAUAGCUCACCAUUUUCCAAAAUUCAUUUUGGAGCAUCAAAUGCUUAUUUGAAAAUUUCAGAUAAUCACCCAAACGAAGAUAUUGCAGGAAAGAUUACACAAUUACUCAUUGAUAAUCAAUCGGGUUCAUUUGACAAUAAUUUGAAUAUACUAGACCCAGUAAUUAACAAUUCAGAUACAAAUAUUGCAAUUAUGAGUGGAUUGACAGGAUUCUUUUUCAUUUCAGCUGACUAUUCCCAAGUAUUCUCCCUUGGAAGUUCUGGAUCUGGUGAAUUGGGUUAUAUAGUACAUUCUGUACCUGUUCCAGAAAGGAAUUUUAUUGUAGAAACAAUUAUUUCAAGAACUCGAUCCUCAUCCAAUAGAGAACUAGAACCAAAAAUUGUUUGUGGUUACAGUCACACAUUAUUGUACUUUUCAGAUGUUAGAUCCAGAAAUUAUCUUCUCUUUGUUGCUAAUAUGGAAAAGCACAGUCACACUACCACUUAUCUGUGUGAUAUUUCUUUUGUAUUUUAAUCUUGUUUUCCUCUUCCGCCACUGCCAUUGCUAUCAUCAUCAUUAUUUAAUUUCUCACUAAUACUUUUAUAAAGAUCCGAUUCAGCAAA